AGAAAAUGGAAUCAGAAAGAUUGGAAAAUUUGUUAUAAGAAAAUUUUAAGAAUUUAUUAAGAAGACUUUAACAUUGUCCAAAAGAUUAUGAAAUUAUAAAAGGAAUGAAAACAAAUAUAAAUGCAGAAAUGAGUGAUUUAUUACAUUGUGUAAAAUGUAUAAAAAUAGUUAUGUUGAAAAAGUUAAGUACGGCAUAAGAAGAAUAAAAUAGUCAUGUUAAAUAAUUAGAAGAUUUAAAAUCAAAAGUAAUAAUAAUUUUAAAAAUUAUAGAUUGCAGGAUAAGAAAAGACAAAGAGUCAAUUAGAAUAAGAAUUAUAAAAAAUUAGAUAGGAGAGAACAGCAAAUAUGAAUAAAAUGAAGGAAGAAAUAGAAAAAUUAAAAUAAGCAAUUGCAGAAGUUAAAGCCAAUAAAUAGAAGAGAUAAGAUUAAUUAGCAAAAGAAAUAUAAACUAAAUAUGAAGCAUUAGAAAAAGAUCAUAAAACUAAAGAAGAUAAAUUAUCUGCUGAACUUUAGGCUUAGAGAGCUCGCUUUAUUAAAAUGAAAGAUGAAAAUACUUAAGAAGAAGCAACUUUAAAGAGACGUAAAUAAGUUUAAGAUUAAUCUUUGUCUGAAGCAAUUUAAUUAUAUGAUUAAAUGAUGGAAGAAUUAAUGAAAAAUUUAACUGAUUUAUAAAAUGAAUGUGCAUCUACUGAAAAAUAAUUGAAAGACCGAUAAGAAUAUUUCAAAGCAGUUGAUUCAGAAAAAGGAAGAGAAAGAUAAUUAGAAGAAGAAUUCAGAAGAUAAAAAGAAUUACACUAAAUAGAAUUAGAAAAAAAAUCAGAGGCAGCUAAACAUAUUUAAGCUUUUUUAUAAUAAGUUAAAAGUAUAUAUUAAAUAUAUAUCUAUAGAACCAUCAAAAAAACCAAAGAAGGCAGCUAAAAAAUGA
Paramecium sonneborni is the source of this 925-nucleotide messenger RNA. Lineage: Eukaryota; Ciliophora; Oligohymenophorea; Peniculida; Parameciidae. The record is from the annotation of a GenBank genome assembly.